AUGGGAAACUCCACAAGCAAGAAGGAUCAAGUGGAUAGUAAAUACACAAAUGUUGCAGGAAUAUAUAAGGAUUGUGAAUGGGAUGCAAAGGUCAUUCGAAAGCUGAUCGUAGAGAAGAAGCUAUGUCCUCUGUAUCCUUCUGUUGAAACUGAGAAUCCUUUACUAGAGGAGUGUCCUAUAUGUCUAUUGUUCUAUCCAUGUUUGAAUCGAUCAAAGUGUUGCAAGAAGGGUAUAUGCACAGAGUGUUACUUGCAAGUCAAGAAGCCAACUGUUGAUGCCAGUACUGUAAUAUGUCCAUUUUGUAAUCAACCAUCAUAUUCGGUACUGUACACUGGACCCCUAUCAAGGGAGGAGCUUCAAAAGGAUGAGCAGGAACAGCAAAAGGUCAUAGAGUUGACGAUUCAGAUGAAGCGAGAGGAGAUUGAGAAGGCGCUGAAGGAGGGCAAGGACAAGAAGAAUAAUACGCAGCAAUCUCAACAGCAACAGCAGUCUCAGCCGGCUACUGCUCGUCUUCCACUGGUGCCACCACCCAUUGUCUACGCCCCACCUCCACCCUCCACGUACACGCCACCCAAGCCUGUACCACCCAACCCAAGCGUGGCUCGCUUCCAGGAUCUGUUGCACAAUGGGUCCUAUUCAGAGACAGAGAUUGAGGAGCUGAUGGUCAUGGAGGCGAUCAGAAUAUCUUUGAUCCCACCGCCUCCAGAGAACCAGGAGGGCUUUACAAAUAUCAAGAACAAUGUCAACAACAACAAGGUGGAUGAUCAGUCUAAUGUGGAGCUACAGCAGCAGCAGCAGCAAGCACAGGAGCAGCGUGAGGAGAGUGAUGAACAGGAUGACCAAGUUGUCAACAAUAAUGUGGAUGUCAAAGUGGAGACAGAUGUAGAUAAUAGAAACAACAACAACAGUGUACAUAACAACAACAACAACAACAAUGUAGAUACAGCCCAAUCAUCACCAGAAGACACCGAUAACAAUGCUAACAACGACGACAAUGACAACGACAACAACAAUAAUGACAACAAAGAUAAUGACAACCACGACGACAACAACAACACACUAUCCCCAACUCGCACACCUCCCAUACCUAUAACCGCAUCGAUACUGCCCUCUCUGAAGACACACCUGAACGAAUCAUCACACGACGAUAGUAGUAGCAGCGAUCGUUUCUUCCAGUCCAACUGCGCGACUGUCUCCACGUCCGUUGUGGACGAUCACAGCAACCUGGACAUGCUCGACCUGCGCAGCGAGAGCUCGAUCCUUAGUCGCGAAGAGAUGCUCACAGCGCAGAACGUGGACGACUUUUUGCACGAGGAGAUGGACGUCCUGCAGGUGCCCUUUGACGAGCGCUUCCGCAACCAAGCGUCCCACUCUAGACACUCUUCAAGUAGCAGCAUGUCUGAUCAUCUCUCGUCCAAGUCAUCAUCAUUGUUUAAGAACAGCUCCAUCAACAGCAGCACGGGCAGUCUGGGCUCCAAGGGCCGAUACAAACCAUCCUCUCUGGCAGUCGACGACACUCCCUCGAUAUUGGGCAGAGGUGCUUCCAACACCAACAGCAGCGGCAAUAACAACAACAACAGCAACAACAAUAAUGGUAGCAACAACGACAACAACAACAACAAUAAUAUGUCUGGAAAUGAUAAGAAGGAGGACACCGAAGUCUCUCCUACGAAGGAUGAUGGAUGUGAGGAGGACUAUGACUCGAGUCUGAGCUUCGGCACGAACAAUAGCAGUGAUUUGAUCAGCAGUACGGCCAACAACAUCAAUAGCAACACCGAAUCAAUGUCGAUGAUCAGUGAGGACAACCAAUCACAGCAAUCCCAACAGCAUGCGCACCACCUACAAGACACCGACGACUCAAUCUCUGCGCGAUCCAGUGUCACGAUGAACAACGAUUGGUAG
Molecule: messenger RNA, 1902 nt
Organism: Acytostelium subglobosum LB1
Lineage: Eukaryota; Evosea; Eumycetozoa; Acytosteliales; Acytosteliaceae
Exons: 4
Coding region: 1-1902 (633 amino acids)
Cellular component (GO): cytoplasm
Source: RefSeq, a predicted model, not a curated record